AGUCUCUCUAAUUUGGUUCUUACUAUAUAACUAUAUACUGUUAAACGGACUCUUGAAUGUACAAUUGCUUGAAAUAUUUUGUUCAUUCUCCAUCCUGGUACAGAGAUUAUUCAUAUUGAAGCCUCAAUAUGGAUUGCGAGAGCCUCACGGAUGAGCAGGAGUGGGAAUCCAUCAAAAGGACUGACAAUGCACUCGUAAUCGCCCUUGGAGUGUACGCUAACAAGUACCACGACCGCGAUUUGAGGGAUUUUAGGGGGCGUUCUGAUUACCCAGGUCUUUCGGUCUAUUGGGUGGACGAUGAAAGAGUCCCAGGGAUUUGGAAUGAGCUUGGCCGCCGCCGCCCAGUGACAUCAACCUGGUUCAUCUUCUCAUCCCUACUAGACAAGGAAAAGGUCCUGGAGAAGGCAGUUGAUGCUCAUGAUGGUUUUGAAUUGCUUAGUGGUAUUGAAACCGCUGCUGAAAAAUCGUACGACAUAAGAGUACGAAAACCGUUGGAAGGGAAGUUCCCCAACAUCCAGGUCAUAUAUUCGCGUGAGGAUGUGAUUGACAAAAUCCUUCAAGACAGAGAUAAGAUCUACUGUUUUACUAUUUUCAUAUCCGAAUCCACCUGCAGCGUCAUUAAUGAGCUCGCCGCUGCCCACAGGGAUGUCAAAUUUGUUGUCAGGGACGCCACCUGGGAUCCGCAGCCGUAUUCAUAUGAGCUGCCGGUAACAGGGAUCCACAAAGGCUCAGCGGGUAGCCUUUUCGAGGUAUAUGGAGAAAACUACAGUGAAUUGGAUGCGGCGGUUAAAAAAUGGAAGAGCCUCUCUUUCACAUAUCCUGAGAAUAUAUCCUUUGGUGAUGAGACCUUUGAGACCGCCCUGCAUAAUUCAAAACCCGGCGGAAUCUGGCCCGUGGUCUUUGGCUCAGUGUUCACUGGCGAUGAAACCACGAAAAAGCUCAUCAGCUAUACCGAUGAAGUUGCAGGCCAGUAUAAUAAGGACAUUUUGGUUUGGGUAGGCGUCGACGCUGACGCCUACCCCAAUGCGGGAGACAAAUGGGGUGUCAAAGCCCCUGCGGUGGUCUUUUUCCAUAAAGGCUCACUAUACUUCUACUGUGAUGCAGGCAACUAUCAGAAUCUAGAGUCCGAGCUCAGGCGACAUAGUCUCUAGUAGGAUUUGGUAGUAUCUCGCGUCUGUCCAACCAAGUCUUCAGUUAGUGCGACUCUAACCAAAUUAUGUGAUUAUCUAUCAAUAGGUUCCCUUGUGCUAAAGGAUUGCUCAGGAUUAUAGUAUCAUAAUCUUACCAUUCAGUCUUCUUUAUAUAAU
Messenger RNA from Aspergillus novofumigatus IBT 16806, 1307 nucleotides. RefSeq lists its product as uncharacterized. The record is from RefSeq and is a predicted model, not a curated record. The transcript has 4 exons. Lineage: Eukaryota; Fungi; Ascomycota; Eurotiomycetes; Eurotiales; Aspergillaceae. The coding region runs from base 129 to 1151 and encodes 340 amino acids.